AUGAAUCUUUCACAACAUAAUAUUGAUGUAAUAUUACCAGUAGUGAUUUCUGGUAGUUCUUAUUUAUUAACAUGCGUAGCAAUGGAUUUAUUAAAGUUGGUAAAGAAAGAGUGGAUCAUUCAACCCAAACAUAUAAUGGUGGGACAAGAACGUUAUGAUUGUAUUGUGUAUUCUCUUACCAAUCUGGCAAUUGGUAUGCUUGGACUUUUGCUAUUUAGAUUUUACUAUUUGGAUGCGAUUACACUACAAGAGUGUGGAUCGAAUUGCCUGUUUACAGAGACACUCAAGUUGAUCUAUCUUCUCUUCCUGGCGGACACUGCAUUCUACUGGUCACAUAGAUUCCUUCAUAUUCCAUCGGUCUAUCGUAUCGGACACAAACUACACCAUACACAUACAUCGCCAAUCUCGUGGACCGCACUCUACGUACAUCCAGUCGAGUUUGUCUUGGCGUUCGGUGGAAUAUUUGUGUUGCCAACCAUAUUCGUGAGAACACACAUCGUCACAUAUACUUUGUUCCUAGUGUUAAACAUGGUGUCGUUGGUAGUCUCACAUUCCGGUCUCCACAUUCCCUAUCUAAUAAAUGCCAGACAUCACGAUUCUCACCACAGAAAUUUCACUGUUGACUUUGGCAGCAAGUUUACAAUUUGGGAUCAUGUAAUGGGUACUAUUUCAAAGAAAUCGAAAUCGAAAUCGAAAUCAAUGAAAGAUUUAAAAAUUUAA
Molecule: messenger RNA, 720 nt
Organism: Heterostelium album PN500
Lineage: Eukaryota; Evosea; Eumycetozoa; Acytosteliales; Acytosteliaceae
Product: sterol desaturase family protein
Exons: 2
Coding region: 1-720 (239 amino acids)
Biological process (GO): sterol biosynthetic process
Molecular function (GO): C-4 methylsterol oxidase activity; iron ion binding
Source: RefSeq, a predicted model, not a curated record